This is a messenger RNA of Letharia columbiana, 981 nucleotides long. RefSeq lists its product as uncharacterized. Gene Ontology annotation, cellular component: mitochondrial nucleoid; acetolactate synthase complex. The transcript is spliced from 2 exons. Gene Ontology annotation, biological process: branched-chain amino acid biosynthetic process. Bases 1 to 981 code for a protein of 326 amino acids. Lineage: Eukaryota; Fungi; Ascomycota; Lecanoromycetes; Lecanorales; Parmeliaceae. The record is from RefSeq and is a predicted model, not a curated record. Gene Ontology annotation, molecular function: acetolactate synthase regulator activity.
AUGGCCGCCCGCCGCACCCUCACCUCCAUUCCCUCGCGUAUCACACUCGCUAAACCCAGCUGUCAAACCUCGAAGCAUCUUUUCCCCCGGAGAACGCAACACAGCUCCUCCUCGACCUCUGCUUUGGCCUACAAAGCUCUCCACCGCCGCAUCAACCCGCUCCCGACACAAGACUCGCUCCCUUCAUGGUCCGCCCCGGCUGCUGUAUCCUCGAUUCUCUACGAAACGCCCCUGCCCUCGGCGUUCGCGCCAAAACGGCACAUACUCAAUUGCCUCGUGCAAAAUGAGCCCGGCGUCCUGUCUCGCGUCUCCGGUAUCCUGGCGGCACGGGGGUUCAACAUUGACAGCUUGGUCGUCUGCAACACGGAAGUGGAAGAUCUGUCCCGCAUGACAAUCGUGCUGUCCGGCCAGGACGGGGUGGUAGAGCAGGCCCGUCGGCAACUGGAGGAUCUGGUCCCCGUGUGGGCGGUGCUGGACUACACGGCCGCGCCCCUCGUCCAGCGGGAACUGCUGCUCGCGAAGAUUUCGAUCCUGGGCCCGGAGUAUUUCGAAGACCUCAUGGCUCAUCACAGGGAGAUGUCCGCGGCGGACGCUUCGAAGCUCGAGGAAAUGGCGCAGUCGGCGGAUGCGGAGACACCAGGGCAGCAGCGCGGAGGACCCGACGCCGAUUAUCAUCCUAAUCGACUGGCGGCCAGUCAGGCGUUGCGACACAAGUAUGAGCAUUUGGAUGCCAUCACGCAUUUGACGCAUCAAUUUGGCGGAAAGGUAUUGGAUAUAAGCACCAAUAAUUGUAUUGUUGAGAUCUCUGCGAAACCUCCUCGAAUAGAUGCCUUCAUGAAGCUCAUCUCGCCCUUUGGCAUCUUGGAGUCUGCACGGACUGGCCUGAUGGCUUUGCCUCGAUCACCAUUGGACGGCGGCGUAGAGGAACUUGAGAAGGAGGCUGGUGAUGUGGUAGAUGCGAGCUCUCUGCCGCCAGGAUAG